This is a messenger RNA of Oldenlandia corymbosa var. corymbosa, 1957 nucleotides long. The record is from the annotation of a GenBank genome assembly. NCBI's taxonomy places the organism in Eukaryota, Viridiplantae, Streptophyta, Magnoliopsida, Gentianales, Rubiaceae.
UAAGCUAAGGAAGUUGGGGGGUUUUCCUAGAGAUUGUUAAAACUUAUAAAUUAAAGUUCUUCUUCUUCUUCUUCUUCCAUUCUUCGGCAGAAAACAACAAGACAGCCGCCACCGCUGACUAUUUUUUAUUUCAUAUUUUGUUCAACAAUGAUGGUCCAAAUUCUUCUCAAGUUAAUUUAUGAUUGACGCAUCAUUGAUAGGUAUUGUUCAACAUCAUUGACGCAUCAAAAUUAUGGUCCCAAAUAGGUACUGUUUUAAUACGAAAAGUUGACAAAUUAACUUGAUAUAGACUGUUCAUUUGUUUUCUGACGUGAGCUUGGAUCCAAGUUGUCUUUAAAUGCCACCAAGUACAUUAUGCAAAGAAUAGGCCUAACCGUGGUAAUAAUUUAUCACUGACGGUGGGUGCCAUUACCUUAACCCUUUUUUUUUUUUUUUUUUGCGCUACGUAUUUCCUCGGGCACGAACUUUCACAUUCAGAAAUAUGGAGAACUCAAAAAUCGUGAAAGGUGGAGAUGGUCCAAAUAGCUACUUCAAGAACUCCAAGUUACAGGGAAAUGCCUCGGAUCUGGCAAAAAAACUGCUGGUUGACGGUAUUGCAGAAUCACUAGAACUGCCGCCUAAAGAUUACCGGGCGGCAGGGGCCGCGGUGUUCGCCAUCGCCGACUUUGGAUGUUCGGUUGGUCCCAACACGUUUUCAUCCGUGGCCUCCGUAAUAGAGGCGGUGAAGCACAAGUACGAGAAGAAUUCCGAGGCCGUCCCCGAAUUCCACGUUUUUUUCAACGAUCAAGUGUCCAAUGAUUUCAACACGCUGUUCAGAUCAAUUCCGCACGACAAACAAUACACGGCGGCUGGUGUUCCGGGCUCAUUUCAUGGCCGUCUUCUACCCAAGUUCUCGAUCAACUUGAUGAUCUCGAACGUGGCUCUCAACUGGUUGAGUAAAAUCCCCGAGAGUGUCACUAAAAGGGACACUCCGCAGUGGAACAAAGGGAGAGUCACGUACGCGAGGAGUUCCCCUCAAGUCGUGGAGGCUUUCAAAGCUCGAUUUGUCGACGACAUGAGAGAUUUCUUCGGCGCAAGGUCGGAAGAACUAAUCCCUGGUGGGCUAUUGGCAAUUCUUAUACCUUGUAGAUCACAAGGGACUUCCCCUUGUGAAUCAAAUGUAGUGUUGGUCGCCGAUAGUAUGGGUGAUGCACUUGCGGACUUGGUCAACCAGGGAAUAAUAAGUGAAGAUGUUGUGGACUCCUUCAACUUUCCUACAUUCAUCCCAACAGCCAGUGAGAUGGAGGAAAUUAUAGUGACAAAUCAUGGCAAGCAUUUCAGCAUCGAAGCCAUGCAGGAGAUACACUUGCCAUCACAUUUAAACAACCCUCAAGGUAUUCAGCACACAAGCAACACCAUGAGAGCUGUAAUGGAAUGUCUCUUGAACCAACAUAUUGGUCUUCCUCACGUUGUUGAUGAAGCCUUUAGAAGGUAUCCCGAGAAGAUCGAAAACCUCGUGAAGAAUAAGGCUCCAGAUAAUAAUACCAGUGCUGCUCAGUUUGAGAUGUGGGAAUUUCUGUUCGUGUUGCUAAAGCGUAACCGCUGCAUUGUUGCAUGAUUGAGUUUAGUUUCUGUAAUAAUAAUAACGGGUCAUACAACUAGAUCUAUGUCUAGUCGCUUCGUCGCGAAAUGAUUAGGGAAAUUGUUCACUUUAAUUGUUUCUUUUCCCCUCUUUCUUUCUUAUUGUUGUUACCUAAUAAUUAAGGAUUUCCACUUCACUUUCAAGUUUUGUAAUUUGUUAUAUCGUUGCCUACUUACUGGUGAUGAUUGUUGGUUUGUUUUCUAUGAUCGGAGAAUAUAUACAAGUAUUUGUUACGCACGUCUGUGUGUAUGGUAUUCACGAUUUAGAACUCUCUCCGUCCAAUUUGCAUUUUUCGUUUUAAUAUAAUUUAAACUAGAAUUAAAAAUCCAAACUGCA